Molecule: messenger RNA, 1274 nt
Organism: Eucalyptus grandis
Lineage: Eukaryota; Viridiplantae; Streptophyta; Magnoliopsida; Myrtales; Myrtaceae
Product: disease resistance protein RFL1
Exons: 3
Coding region: 311-1138 (275 amino acids)
Molecular function (GO): ADP binding
Source: RefSeq, a predicted model, not a curated record
AAUACCUGAGUCAAGUCGCCUCGGUUCGCUCUACUAUAUAAGCUUCCCCCGCUCCCCUGUUUUCCACCACCUUGGCUGCCUUCAUGUAUCCAUUCCUUCCUUUGCCUCUUAAUUCCAUUCUUGGAUUAAUCUCUCGUUGCGGUAUUUCAUUUGGAGGAUUAUCAGCAAGUUUUUACCAGAUCUGUUAAUUCUCGAGCAAAUUAAGAUACAUGGUCAGGCUGACAAUGGAUGUCGACCAAUUUAUGGGAUUCAUCAAAGUAUCUUGAGUCUUGUUCAAAAGGUCGGUGACCUCAGUGGAGUUGAAACGAAUAUGGGUGCUCUGGAAAUGAAUAUGAGUAUGGUGUCAGCCAGGAAGGCUGACAUAAGUAUACAACUAGAGCAGGAAGAGAGGAGACCGGGAAAGAAGAGGAAGAGAGAAGUUGACUUGUGGAUGCAAAGAGCACAAUCGCUGGAGGAUCAAGUCCACAAGUUAGGAAAAAAAGUUAGAGAGAGGCGUUCCUAUUCUUGUCUCAUGUUGGCGCAUCAGGUCCGUGGCCUUGCGAAUGAAGUGGACAAAUUGCACGAGAAGGCUAGAUUUGAUAACGGUCUCACACUGGCUGUGAAACCGGCCCGAGGCUAUGAACUACAACCAGGUGAACUGGUGGGACAAGCUUCUCGGACAAAAAGGGAUGAGAUCUGGGAUUGCUUGAUGAACGAAGAGGUGCUCCAAGUGGGUGUUUGGGGACAGGCGGGAGUGGGCAAAACCUUUCUCGCGAAGCAUAUACAUGAUCAGAUAGUGCAAGAUUGUUCAAGGUUCGAUGGUGCUUGUUUGGUCAAUGUAUCACAAGAAGGCACUGUUGGUAUGAUACAAACUGAUAUUGUGAACUAUCUCGAACUAGAUUUGACAGAGGUGAGCUGUGUUUACUGGGGCGCAAGACUGCGGGAGGCAUUGCAGGGUAGGAGACUCCUCCUUAUCUUGGACGAUGUUAGGAAACCUUACUCUUUGGAAAAACUGGGUAUAGCCCUAGAAAGAAAUGGAUGCAAAUUGAUCGUGACGUCGCGAUCAAAAGAGGUGUGUGAGCGAAUGAAUUGCCACGAGGUUGUCCAUAUACCAACUCCUCCCGAUGAGAUACCUCAAGAGUUGUUAGAAGAAUUGUAAAAACUAGAAUUAGAAGGGUUGGGGAAGUUGAUGACAAUUUCAUUGUCUGAGCUUAGCUUGACAUUUGUGUAUCCACCGAAUGGCUUUUCUCUGCCUAUUCAUGUUAAAAUACGAGUGCUGUUACUUUUCUUUUGAA